AUGCCUGAUCUCAUCCAAGGCUCCAGGUAUACGGACGGUACUUUUCCUUCCUCACACUCUGAGUUUAGUAAAGGUCGCAAAAUCGCAAGAUCGGAAGGUUGCAAGGUUGCCAGGGUUGCAUGGGUUCCCAAGUUCCAAAGUUCCAAGGUUCCAGAUGUUUCCCAAAGACUCAAAUUGGAAACCUUUUUGCACAAGUUCGUCAACGCCGAGCCCCCUGUAAAAUGGAAAUGUAGAGUUUCGUUUCUCGCAGCUUUGACUACCGGACUAUCUGAUACCUAA
Molecule: messenger RNA, 279 nt
Organism: Sclerotinia sclerotiorum 1980 UF-70
Lineage: Eukaryota; Fungi; Ascomycota; Leotiomycetes; Helotiales; Sclerotiniaceae
Exons: 2
Coding region: 1-279 (92 amino acids)
Source: RefSeq, a predicted model, not a curated record